AUGGAAUCGGAAACAGGUACCACGGCAUUGCGACAGCUCGGGCAUGCAGAGAAGUAUUCAACGACACGGAGUCAUCUGGGAAUCUAUCUCAAUGUGGGACUAACGGCACGCUACAAGAGACCAAGGGGAGUGGCUGUUAAACCGGCUCUCUUUCGCGCUCUGUCACAAAUGAUCUGGAAGCAUCCGAUACUUUCUGCCAUCCCCAUAGCUGCCGAUACAACGAGUCCGUAUUUUGUCCGUCUUCCAUAUAUCACACUCAGCAAGGUUGUGGCAUUCGUUGAAGACUAUGGUAACAGUUUGAGCUCGGAUGGGAGGGAGUACCUCGACAAUGUGCUUGAGGAGCAACAUAAUCGUCCUUUCAAGGACCCAACCCUUCCAUUCUGGAGAAUCUGCGUCCUUGAAUACAGCAAAACCCCCACACAUUUCACCCUCAUGCUCAUAGUCCAUCAUUCGUUGAUGGACACACAGAGCGCUCUUUCCGUCCACGAGGAGUUAGAGGGGCUUAUGUCUCAAGAUGCGAGAUACGAACCCGAUGAUACUAUUGAUACUCCUUCUGCCUCGCUCCUACCUCCACUGGAAGACUUGUAUACGCUCACAGUAUCCCAGGAGUUCCUGGAAUCUCAGAAUGCCCAUCAGGAACCUCCUCCCGAUAGCUGGACGGCUGUACCUCAGUCGACACCUGUUAGAACUCGCUUUUCAUCAUUGCUGUUAUCCACAGCUGAAACUAUGGGACUAGCGGCUAUGAGUAAGAAAGAACAGACCUCUGUAACAGCAGCGCUCCAAACAUUGAUUGCAUCGAGCAUAUUUUCGGCCCUUCCGUCCAGAUACCGUACACUGCAGGCUGACUGUGCAGUAUCAUUGCGAAGAUUCCUCCCCGAGCCUAUCAGAGCUACUUCCUUAGGCUGCUACGUCGGUUCAUUAUCCAUGACAUACGGUAGAAUGGUAUCUUUUAACUGGACAGAAGCCCGCCACACAAAGACAAUUAUUGACCAAGAACUGGCAAAGGGAGCAAGUGAUAUGCCAGUCGGAUAUCUGGGCCAUAUUCCAGAUCAACAUGCCUGGAUGCUACAAAAGCUUGGUCGAAGAAGGAUGAGUGCCUUCGAGCUGUCUAAUAUUGGGAAAGUUCCCGCCUCAAGAAAACUGAGCUUUGAAAUCGAAAGUAUAUUGUUCAGUCAGAGUGCUAGCGCGUGCAGCGCUGCAAUCAAGGUCAGUGCCGUUACCGGACGGGAUGGGCUAUUGGCGUUGGGGUUCACCUGGCAAGAAGGGAUCGUGGAGGCCAACAUGAUCGAGCAGAUCAAGCAAACUCUCAAAUGUGAGGUGGACAAACUAGUAUUACAUGGGUAGCAAUGAUCUGGCAUACUAUUAUUGCCGUUUAUUUCUGUGAUCUCGAGCGCUUGUGUAAUCCUCGGGCGAGGUCGAGGUCGAAG
Aspergillus caelatus is the source of this 1427-nucleotide messenger RNA. RefSeq lists its product as uncharacterized. The transcript is spliced from 2 exons. The record is from RefSeq and is a predicted model, not a curated record. Gene Ontology annotation, molecular function: N-acetyltransferase activity. NCBI's taxonomy places the organism in Eukaryota, Fungi, Ascomycota, Eurotiomycetes, Eurotiales, Aspergillaceae. Bases 1 to 1344 code for a protein of 447 amino acids.